Messenger RNA from Necator americanus (New World hookworm), 366 nucleotides. RefSeq lists its product as uncharacterized. The record is from RefSeq and is a predicted model, not a curated record. NCBI's taxonomy places the organism in Eukaryota, Metazoa, Nematoda, Chromadorea, Rhabditida, Ancylostomatidae. The coding region runs from base 1 to 366 and encodes 121 amino acids. The transcript has 4 exons.
AUGGAAAUGUUACCUCUAUUCUCCAUGACGAUCAACUGUAAACCGCACUACUCUUAUUGUAAGGCUAACAUGUACCUCAGUUCUUCAGUUAAUGAUCGGAAGCGCGGAGAAAGUGAGCAGGCUCAGCAAACUCGAGCUGAAAGAGAUUUUGAAAAUUGUGAAAAAUGUCGAAAAGCAAACGAAUUCGCCAUACCGCCAAUGUAUUUCACUUGUCCGAAUCACGUUAUGGUGCUAGUAUGCCCAAUAUGUCUGGAUCAUGAAGCUGAUUUUCAUUUACCUGAGAAUUGUCCGUCUGCACGUUCUGGUGAGCCAACAACACAGAAUCCGAAGGUUAUCUUUGUUCAUAGAGAUAUCAAAAGAAACUGA